AACGUGCGAUAAUCUUAGACAUGGGGGACGCGAAGCCAUGGAAGCCGGCAGCCGGCACAGCCGAAGAGGCAAAUGUGGAAUCCGGUGCUAAGCUGGGAGCAGCGGAGAACUCGUUAUUACAUGUAGUGGAGGAGGUGGAACAUCCCGUCAAGCACAACCCUAUCGUGGCGUUUUUCUUGUUUCUGGGCUCGUUUAUGAUUCCUGGCCUUGGCAUGUUCUGUGAAGCCUACUUCGUUUUCGCUGUCGGGAAUCUUUCAGCUUUGUGGAAGCAAGAAUACCCCCUUUGCUGGGCUAAACACCAGACGUGUCCACUCAAGCUCUCGGACUCUAUCACAUAUACACAAGUCUGCGGUAUCAUUUUCGGUCAAAUAGUCCUGGGAUUUUUCGCCGACCGAAUCGGGCGGAAAUGGGGUUCAGUCUCAACGGCAGGAACUAUGGUCAUCGGCGCUAUCCUAAUUAUCGCAUCCAAGGGCCCGACGGAGAGGGCCUUGUGGGAGAUGUUUACAGCUGUGCAAUUCAUCUUUGGAAUCGGUGUUGGUGGUGAAUAUCCUGUUGCGUCGACCUCCGCCAACGAGCGCGCUGAGUCAUCCACAAAGCUGCAGAAACGCCGUGGCGAAACGGUCGUACUGGUGUUCAGCAUGCAGGGCUGGGGAAACCUAGUCAACACCGCCGUCAUCAUCGCCAUUAUGGCCGGUUUCCAUCAAUACAGCAAGCCUUACAGCACGUAUGCGCUGGAGGUGACGUGGCGUCUGUCUUACGCCAUCGGGCUCAUCCCCCUUAUCGGCAUUUUCCUGUACCGCAUUUUCCGCCUGAGGGAGUCCGCCGUGUGGCAAAAGAAGCGCGAGGCACUCAAGGCCAUGGGAGGUGAUCGUGCCAAGGGUGUCCAGUGGCGUAAGUUCGGUCUCCUCAUGUACUACUACUGGCACCGUAACUUCGGCACGGCCAUGAGCUGGUUCGUCUGGGAUUUUGCCUUCUACGGCAACAAGCUUUUCCAAGGCACAUUUAUCAAGAUUAUCAACCCGACGGCCAGCCUCAUUCAAGUCCUGGAGUGGACCUUGCUGAACAGCGCUGUGGCUCUUGUGGGUUACUACUUCGCCGCCUUCACGAUUGACAAGCCGUGGAUGGGUCGCAUGCGCAUGCAGAUGCUGGGAUUCACUUGGAUGUUCGUACUCUUCCUGAUCUGUGCCGUGCACUACAACAAGCUACUUGCAAAUUAUAUCCAUGCCUUCCAGUUCAUGUACUACUUUUCAUCUUUCUGGGGCCAGUUUGGUCCCAACGCCACCACUUGGUUGCUGCCUGCUGAGCUGUCUCCUACGGAGGUUCGCUCGAUGUGCCACGGCUUUUCUGCCGCUGUCGGCAAGGCCGGUGCGCUGGUGGCGGGUGUCGUCUUUAACCUCGUGGACAACCGCGCCAAAUUUUGGAUCAGCGCCUUUUGCGGAUUGGCAGGAAUCAUCCUCACCUUCUUUACGAUUCCCGACAUCACCGGUCUGGAUCUUCGUGAGGGCGACCGCCGCUGGCUGGCGAUCCUUGAUGGACACCACGACUACUACCAUGGUGAAGCGGUCAACCCGAGGUACCUGUCUGUUGUGGAGCGCAUGCUCGGCUACGGGCGGCUCUACCGCCCAGAUGGUGCUGCUGACGCGGGCGUGAUGGCGUACAAGGUUGUCAAGGCCGCCGAACUGACGACCCAGAAGGUUGCGGAGACGGAGGCCGCGAAGUAGUCGCUGGACUUGUAUCGGAGGGAAAUUUUUCCUCGUAUCUUGUAAGAGUUUCGAAUGGUGGAGGAGAGGUAUCCAGCUGUUUAGGCUGCUGUCAGUCAGUGUUUGAUGUGACUUAUCUUUUUAAGUGCUCAGGAUGUGUUUCUUGUUGACUGAUGCCACGCGAUCCUCACAUGGAGGCCCGAGGAUUGUUCGGGGUGAGCCUUUUAAUGUUAUGGCCGAAUGUUCAGAUGGAGUUCGGUAUAGAUUGGAAGGAUGGGUGGGCUGCUGGUAAGUGACCCGCACGUAGGUGAUGGCUUGCCACGAGGAGAGAAGAACACAAUUGGGGGAGGAUAAUGAAAUAUCUUGUUUUACGUGAAGCGUAUGCUAAGAGUGAGCCACAGUGUACUGUUAGCAUUCGUUGAAAUGGAUAACGCUGAUGCAGAUGUGUAUAAAAAGCUUUGAGAGUACUGAAGUCGUGGGCUGGCUGCUGUUCGGUGCUUGCGGCCGGGUGCUUGCGGACUGCCGACUCGCAGCAUGUGACUUUGCAGGCAGGGCGUGUCGCGCCGUACAGUGCAAACCUGGGUUCUUGUAUUGGUGUCUGUUGAACAUGCGAACGGAGUUGGGAUGCAUUCGGGACGAAUGACCAACGAAGGGCGCGAUAACGGCAUUUCCUAUUUCACCGCCCACGAAUUACGUUGGUAUCCGCUGCAUCUUGAGGAGGUCGCAAAGCAAACAGUUAAUCUGCCGUUUUGCCGUUUGUGUGUCGCUUCUGGGCGCGAGCAAUUCUGUUCUGUCGAUGUAAGUUAAGGACAGUCAGUUCGGUUGUGGACAGUUACGGUCGGUGUUUCCGUUGGUGUGCUGUUACGGAUGGAGGUAGCGGACAUUGAGCGCUUCUCUGGAGAUCAUAGCAGGGUCCGUCUCGGGCGUCUCUAGCUUCGUCCACAAGGAAUACAUGUAGGGUGUACAUGUCCUUAUUCCAUGUGCGCUGCCAAGGCAAGCACCACCAAUAAGACCGUUACGUGUUAAUAAGUUUAUCUUUCUUGCAAGUCGUCUAUAUUGACCGACCGUCGUUGCUGGCAGGAGUUGAUUUUGGGUCGACAAUUUCAAUAUCAACCUAGAGAUUUUGAGAAGUGAGUAAUGUGAAGAGUCCGUUUACCUCGGAAAUUGUUCAGAUUUGGUGUGAAACAAGGCAUUUU
This is a messenger RNA of Volvox carteri f. nagariensis, 2896 nucleotides long. RefSeq names its product proton/phosphate symporter. Bases 21 to 1721 code for a protein of 566 amino acids. The transcript is spliced from 12 exons. Gene Ontology annotation, cellular component: membrane. The record is from RefSeq and is a predicted model, not a curated record. Gene Ontology annotation, biological process: transmembrane transport. Lineage: Eukaryota; Viridiplantae; Chlorophyta; Chlorophyceae; Chlamydomonadales; Volvocaceae. Gene Ontology annotation, molecular function: transmembrane transporter activity.